GCGGGCCGGAGGCGGGGCCUGUCCUGACGGACACCGGCUGCUGGUGUGAAGUCAAACGGUUGAGUUGACCCGUUUCUCGUUUGGAACGAAACGCGAGGUAUUAUUUGAAGGCUCGGAAAUCAGCGGAUGCACAUAGCAGCACGUUUGCAAAAGGGGAAACUGCAUUGAGUCACGAAAAGGCGGAAAUUUCGGCAUUGAGCGUAAUAGGAGAGCAGUUUGACCUAAUCUGACCUUCGGGCUGGACACAGUGGAGCUCAGAUUGAUGUGUUGCAGUCUGGGUAUGGCAGACACCCGAGCGACAGUUAACCACCUGAACGCUUGAUGGACAAGACUGGAAUCAGUACAACUGCAGUUCUAAUCAAGCUGAUGGAGUCUUGAUCGAGGUUGAAUAUCUCCAAGGAAAUGGUGACGGUUGGAUAUGUUAUGGUUCGCUUUCUUCACGUUGCAAAAUCCAGGCGGAGCCAUGUGCGUGGAUUGUACAGCCAGUGUGCUCUGUCACAUACAUUGCAAGGUCUUCGCAAUGGAAGGAAGGCUCAAACCUUUUCAUUUUUGGACCACUGUUUCAGUGGCGGACUGGCGAGAAGCUACAGAGCCAAACCCCAGUCCUACCAGCUCACACUCCCUCAGAUCAACAGCAUUCUGAAAGCCAAUGAGUUUGGUUUCAAGGUGCCCGAAUUUGAUGGGAAAAACAUCAGCUCAGUCCUGGGACUUGACAGCAAUCAGUUAGCCUCUAACGUGCCUAUCGAGGAUCGGCGUAGCGCAGCCUCUUGCCUGCAGAGCAGAGGCAUGCUGAUAGGAGUGUUUGACGGGCACGCUGGCUGUGCCUGUGCCCAGGCGGUUAGUGAGAGGUUGUUCUAUUACAUUGCAGUGUCCUUGCUGCCCUGGAAAACCUUGAUCGAAAUAGAAGAUGCAGUGGAAAAUGAGCGACCUGUUUUACCAAUCUUGCAGUGGCACAAACACCCUAAUGAUUACGUCAGUAGAGAGGCUGGAAGGCUCUACUUUAAUAGCUUAAGAACGUAUUGGCAGGAACACAUAGACUUGGGAAAUGGUGAGAAGCUGGACACCAGGUCAGCGCUGAUAAAUGCCUUCAAAAGGCUCGAUAACGACAUAUCACUGGAGGCUCAAAUAGGUGCCAGGAAUCCAUUCGCUAAUUACACAGCACUUCAGGUAGCCCUGUCGGGGGCGACUGCCUGUGUUGCCCACGUAGACGGCAUUGACUUGCAUGUUGCGAAUAUCGGGGACAGCAGGGCAGUGCUGGGGGUUGAGGAGGAGGAUGGGUUGUGGUCUGCCCUCACCGUGAGCACCGACCACAAUGCCCAGAACCCGGACGAGGUGAAAAGGAUUCGGUCGGAGCAUCCGAAAUCUGAAGAGAAGACGGUGGUCAAGCAUGAACGGCUUCUGGGACUCCUGAUGCCUUUCAGGGCAUUUGGAGACGUGACGUUCAAAUGGAGCACCGAGCUUCAGAAAAGAGUUCUCGAAUUAAGACCCGAGUUGGUAACAGGGAACGAGUUACUGAAAAUGUUUCCGGACAGUUACCACACUCCACCCUACCUGACCGCUGAACCGGAAGUGACAUACCAUAAAUUAAGGCCCAAAGAUAAGUUUUUGAUAUUGGCGACAGAUGGCUUAUGGGACGUUAUGCACCGACAGAAAGUGGUGCAAGUCGUAGGCGAGCACCUCGCCAGUAUCCGGUUCCAACAGCCAAUCUCCAUCUCGGGCUACAAGGUCACCGUGGGCCAAUUGCACAGUCUCCUCCAGCAGCGAAAAGCUCGCGUCUCCUCGGCCUUCGAAGACCAGAACUCGUCCACGCAUUUGAUUCGCCAUGCUCUGGGCAGCAACGAAUUUGGUGCCGUUGAGCACGCACGUCUUUCCAAAAUGUUGAGCUUUCCCGAAGAGCUGGCCAGGAUGUACAGAGAUGACAUGAGCAUCACAGUUGUGCAGUUCAACCCACACAUCAUUACCGCACAUCACAAAGCUGAAGAAAGUUAUUGACUGAAUGCUCUCCUCAGCAAGUGUCUGAAGAGAACGAUAAUUUGAGCAUGAAGAACGGAACUGAGAGGUGGAGAGGGAAAUCAAUGACCCUUCUUACCUCCUGCAGCAAGAGAUGACCAAAGCGUGCUUUUGGUGACUGAGAUAACGAUACAGUAAUCACAUCCAACCUAUUUCCAUUCAAUUGGAAAGAACAAUUCCCUUUGAUGGUGUUGAACAUUUCACCGACACAGUCCUGAUACCAACAAAACACAUUCCUUCCAUCUUCCAACUGUUUAAAUGUAAUCUGUAUUGUUUGUUAAAAAGAAAUCUCAACUGCUCUCAGGAGCAGCAAAUCUAGCACUUCCCAGUCUUGUAGCCAAGGUGUCUGCUUGAAAAUUGGCACAUACAAUGUAUUGAGUUUGGGCCCAAUUGCUCAAAGCAAAACAACCCAGAGAUACAUAAAGUUAAAAAAAAUUCUAACUUCUGACCUCUUAGGCAUUCCGCAGAAUGCUUUGAAGUCAGCAAUUAAUAAUAAUCCUUGCAUUUGAUAUAGAGCUUAAUCAUGUCUUU
Messenger RNA from Callorhinchus milii (elephant shark), 2541 nucleotides. RefSeq lists its product as uncharacterized. The record is from RefSeq and is a predicted model, not a curated record. Gene Ontology annotation, molecular function: cation binding; protein serine/threonine phosphatase activity. Bases 403 to 1992 code for a protein of 529 amino acids. Gene Ontology annotation, biological process: protein dephosphorylation. Lineage: Eukaryota; Metazoa; Chordata; Chondrichthyes; Chimaeriformes; Callorhinchidae. The transcript is spliced from 3 exons.